GGUGCGGAGCGGGAGGCGGGGGACUGUAGGGGCCGCGGGGCCGGACGAAGCGGAGGGCGGGGUCAGCUACGGGACCUCGGCGACAACACACCAAGCGAGCGCCUAGGCCUGAGAGGAGCGAUGCUGUGGUUCCAGGGCGCCAUUCCGGCCGCCAUCGCGUCGGCCAAGAGGAGCGGCGCGGUCUUCGUGGUGUUCGUGGCAGGUGAUGAUGAGCAGUCUACACAGAUGGCUGCAAGUUGGGAAGAUGAGAAAGUGACAGAAGCAUCUUCAAACAGUUUUGUUGCUAUUAAAAUCGAUACCAAAAGUGAAGCCUGCCUACAAUUUUCACAAAUCUAUCCUGUAGUAUGUGUUCCAUCCAGUUUCUUUAUUGGAGACAGUGGAAUUCCCUUGGAAGUGAUAGCAGGAAGUGUUUCAGCAGAUGAACUUGUGACCAGAAUUCACAAAGUCCGGCAGAUGCACUCAUUAAAAGGUGAAACAUCAGUGGCAAAUGGCAGCCAAUCAGAAAGUUCAGUCUCUACGCCAUCCACCUCAUUUGAACCCAACAGCACUUCUGAAAACUCUCAGUCCAGAAAUGUAGAGCUUUGUGAGACACCACCCACUUCUGCUGAUACAAAGUCAGAUUCUGCAACAGGAGAAGAAAGCUCGGGUCAUGCCACUCUGUCUCAGGAGCCUAAUGGAUGUUCAAAUCAGAGACCUUCAGAGGACCUCACUGUCAGAGUGGAAAGACUAACCAAAAAACUUGAAGAAAGGCGAGAAGAGAAGAGGAAAGAGGAAGAACAGAGAGAGAUUAAGAAGGAAAUUGAGAGGAGAAAAACUGGAAAAGAAAUGUUGGAUUAUAAAAGAAAGCAAGAAGAAGAAUUAACAAAAAGAAUGUUAGAGGAAAGAAACAGAGAAAAGGCAGAAGAUAGGGCAGCUCGAGAGCGUAUAAAACAGCAGAUUGCAUUGGAUCGAGCAGAGAGAGCAGCUCGUUUUGCAAAGACAAAGGAAGAAGUAGAAGCUGCUAAAGCUGCUGCCUUGCUGGCCAAACAAGCAGAAAUGGAAGUGAAGAGGGAUGCUUCCAUAAGAGAAAGAAGCACCAUUGCAAGAAUUCAGUUCCGUCUUCCUGAUGGUUCUUCAUUCACAAAUCAGUUCCCUUCUGAUGCUCCUCUAGAAGAGGCAAGGCAGUUUGCUGCACAGACUGUUGGCAACACUUACGGUAAUUUUUCAUUAGCAACCAUGUUUCCCAGGAGGGAAUUUACCAAAGAAGAUUAUAAAAAGAAAUUAUUGGAUUUGGAACUUGCCCCAAGUGCUUCAGUGGUACUGUUGCCAGCAGGAAGACCAACUACAUCCGUGGUGCAUUCUUCCAGUGGAGACUUUUGGGCAUUGUUGGGGACAGUACUCUACCCAUUCCUUGCCAUCUGGAGACUGAUUAGCAACUUCUUAUUUAGCAAUCCUCCUGCACAGACCUCAGUGAGAGCAGCAGCUUCAGAGCCCUCAAACCUUGCAUCAUCUAGCAAUUCAGAAAAAAGGGAACCAGUCAGAAAAAGAAUGCUGGAGAAACGGGGAGAAGACUUUAAAAAGGAGGGGAAGAUCUAUAGAUUGAGGACUCAGGAUGAUGGUGAAGAUGAAAACAACACUUGGAAUGGAAAUUCUACUCAACAGAUGUAGUGUGACAAGUACAGUAUGUGCAAUAAUCAUUGUUUCUCUUAUGAUUUAAUUCAACUAAAAUUCUACUGGAGAGGAGGGACUGCUUUAUGUUUUCCAAUUGAUCUAUAACUGUUUCUUUAUUCCUGUUUAGUGGGUCAAAAUUUUUUAACUCAGACAAGUCAAGAGAUAAAAUAACUGGCUGCUAGGUCCUUGCAUAUGGUAACCAACUACUAGAAACCUAAAAGAAUCAAAAGGUCUUCCACAACCUCCCUUCAUCAGCUUUCAGUUUUUUGUAUACCCAUUAGUCCUGUGCUCUCAGAUGAUACAUUUUAUGUAGAGCAGUUUUGCUCCAGAACUCUGAAACCCACACAAAGCAACUGGUAUGUCACUAAUUCAACACUGAGUCAGAGCAUUUUAACUAGCCAAUCAGAUGAUGAUUUGUUUUUUUCUCUUUGCGCUCAUCAGCUGCAAGCAAAAUCUUGUAGUUUUUAAUCUUAAACACUGAAUAAAAAAUCUUUUCCAAAAAUUGUAAUGAUCUUAUUUUUGCUUUUCAAUUUUGUUAUCCUAGCAUCUUUUUGUUCCAGCGGACUCUGUUAAGGUCAUGUGUCUGAUUUUUAACCCCCAGUACUGCCCUGGAGCUGCCUCAGGAAAGUAGCUGGCCCAACCUUACCUUAAAUCACUGAAGGAAGUCAUUUUCUGACACACGUUGAUACUAUAUUACUGUCUCUCCUAAUUCAGCAAGGCAUCACUUUGUAUAAUUUUCUAGUCCUGUUCUCAUCAGACUGAAAACAAGAGCUAAUCUAUAGCUAGUCCUUUAACCUUUUUACUGAAGUUUUGCUCUCAAUAAUCACUCUUCAAAGACCUAAAGUACUUGUAUGUAGAACAAGAAGUAUGGAAUAAAGAUAGGCCUUUUGCUCAUUUGGUUAUUCCUAAGAACUUUAAAGCGUUCUUAAUCUAACUUACAUGCUACUUUAUCCAUACAUUUUUGGUAGUGGAGUCCACUGAACUAAUAAUGUUUGAAAAAUGGAGUAACCAUGACAGUUCCUCUUUUAACCCUCUGCUUUUAGAUUAGUAGAUAUCACUCUUGAAUGAACAUAUAGAAGGACUCUCUAUUUUGUAAUGGGAGGAAGAAAUUUUAUCAAAGCAAACUUUUUCACCUAUGAAAUAACAUUGACUUUUAAAAAUGAUAAUAGUCAUUGUUAGCAAGGAAACUGUGAGGCUAUGCUGGUGGUGGUCGGAGUGAAAACUGGUAUAACCUUUUUGAAAAACAUUAUCAGAAACCUUAAAUAUUUUAUAUUCUCUGAUCCAAUCAUUUUUUCCUAAGGAAUGAUCAUAAGUGCAGACAAAAUUUAGGGAUAAAUAUAUUCAUUAAGUGUUAUUUAUUUUACCUGAGAACUAGAAACCAACUAAAUGCCUUGUGCAGAAAUAAUAAACUUUUAUUGAAGAAAAUGGUACAAUACUAAUUCAACAAUUCAAUUUAAUAUAUAUUAAGUACCUGUUAUAUGUUGGGGGGCAAAAAAAGCAGGAUACAGUGCUGUAGGUACAAAACAAUCCUAGCUUUGUAAACCUAGUUUAUAUAUAGAUACUACUAUGUAUUAACAUAAUGUAAAGAAAAAAAAGACAACAAACAUCAGCAAUGGUAAGAGUGGUUAUAUGUAAUUUUAGUUCUUUUUUCUUUUACCCUUACAUGUUUUCUCGAUUUUCUGCAAUGGUCAUAUUAUUUUCAUAAUUUAAAAGAUGAGCUUUAAAAAGAAAAAUCAAGCAAGCAUCCCAUUUAAGGUUUGUCAUCUUUAAAAUAUAGCAAGCAAUAUGGGAUUUAAAAACAAAACAAAAAAACUGUCAAGUGGGUGUGACCCUACUAAUAACUUAGAAAUACAUUUGCAAAAACUUGGGAGUAACUUAAGAGAGUUUACCUUGAAAAAACUCAAAUAUACAUCUUAGAGAAACAUACAUAAAAGAAUGGUUCACAGUCUUUGAGUAGGAGGAUCCCUCCUCAGUUUUAUAUUUUAAAAAGUUAUACAUGGUAAAGAAAAACUCAAAACAGUAUAAAAGGCUAUAAAAUGAAACCGGAAUCGCCCUCUUUGCAUCUUACCCCCAGUUCUCUUCCUCUGAAGUAACCUCUAUUAAGUUUCUUUUGUAAUCUUCAGAACAUUUUUAUGCAUAAUAAGCAAAUAUGUAACCUUUAUAUUUUAAAUAAAUGGGAUCAAAUUAUAUA
Molecule: messenger RNA, 3841 nt
Organism: Hipposideros armiger (great roundleaf bat)
Lineage: Eukaryota; Metazoa; Chordata; Mammalia; Chiroptera; Hipposideridae
Gene: UBXN4
Product: UBX domain protein 4
Exons: 13
Coding region: 121-1647 (508 amino acids)
Biological process (GO): ERAD pathway
Cellular component (GO): endoplasmic reticulum
Molecular function (GO): protein binding
Source: RefSeq, a predicted model, not a curated record